ACACCACAGAUUAGACAAAAAAUUAAGAAGAAGGAGAAAGAACACUUUGACAGAUUAUUAAUCAUGUCUUACAACGGGAGCAGUGUCAUGAUCAGCCCUGUGGUGCAAGGUAAGGAGCAGAAGGACAUCAUGAACAAUAUGCAGAACCACAACAUUGGCAACAGCACGAGUGUCCCAGUGAGUGGCUCAUGCUUCAAUGGAACCUCCUUUCUCAGUGGCAACUCUGUCAAUGCACCGCCGCCGCCGCAGAUGCCAACUUAUUCUCUUACUGGAAUAAGAGGAAACGCAACCUUUUAAGCCGGCGGGGGCAAGAGGAGACCAACAUGAGCUUCAAAGAUGAAUGAAUGAAUGAAUGAAUCAAUCAAUCAACUGAAACUCUAUGUAUCGUAAUAUACACCCAAAUAAAACCGCUUAACAGCGUGUUUGUAAUCACACAAUGUGUGUUUGAAUGAAUAAAAUCAUGGGCGUUUUGUGUGUA
This is a messenger RNA of Oryza brachyantha (malo sina), 478 nucleotides long. RefSeq lists its product as uncharacterized. The record is from RefSeq and is a predicted model, not a curated record. The coding region runs from base 64 to 297 and encodes 77 amino acids. The transcript is spliced from 3 exons. Lineage: Eukaryota; Viridiplantae; Streptophyta; Magnoliopsida; Poales; Poaceae.